Molecule: messenger RNA, 690 nt
Organism: Eufriesea mexicana
Lineage: Eukaryota; Metazoa; Arthropoda; Insecta; Hymenoptera; Apidae
Product: mitochondrial translation initiation factor 3
Exons: 2
Coding region: 13-690 (225 amino acids)
Biological process (GO): translational initiation; ribosome disassembly
Molecular function (GO): ribosome binding; translation initiation factor activity
Source: RefSeq, a predicted model, not a curated record
AGAUUAUUGGAAAUGAUUAAAUUUAUGUUUGAAGUAAGUAAAUUGCUUUUGAUAAAAAGUAAUAAUAACAUAAAUCAGAGGAUUGAACAUAAGUUUUUGUGGUACCAGUCAAGAAAUUGUAUUAAUAAUGCAAAUGACUUAAGUAUAAAAGAAAUUGUAACAACAACAAAAGAAAAAAACAGUUUUGUAAAUGAAUCUGAAAUUAAACUUAUAUACCCAGAUAAAUCUGUGAUUAUUACUACAUUUGAAGAAGCAAAAAAAUUAGCUAUUCAGACAAAUUUUGAUUUAGUGCCUAUAUCUGAUAAAUCUAAAAGUAGUAAAAAUACUUAUCAGCUUAUAGAUGUUUCAACAAAAUAUAAAUUCCAAAAUGUAGAAUCAAAAACAUAUAAAGAAGAAACUGGGAAAAAAUCUACUAAGUUGUUUAAUAUAAAACCUUAUAUAACAGAACAUGAUUUAAUGAUAAAAGUCAAUAAUAUGAAUAAACUAUUGAAAAAAAAACAUAAUAUUAAAAUAUUUUUUAACCAUCCUGAUGGAGUAAAGGUAAAGGAAGUACAAGAACUGUUGCAAAAUAUCAAGCAGAAAAUACAAGGAACUUUGUUAACAGAAAAGUCAAAAAAGGCGAAUACUAUACUUAAAUAUUCUCCUGUAUUAGACAACACAGAUAUUUCAUUAGAGAAUGAUAAUAAAUAA